UUGAAAGUGCAAGAUUUUGCGCAGGCACAGCACAUGGAGUUCGACUACCGACGCAAAUAUGCUGACGCGUGUGAUGAGUUUUCCUCUUUUCCUACUUUUUGGAUAUAUGUGUUUGCGAAUUUCGAAUGGUGUCUCUGCUGCGAGUCUUGUAAAAAUUGACACGAAGAUACCAAAGCCCAUAGACAUUUUGAAUGAUAUUCCUUCAAGUACCACGACAAACAAUGUUCCAGCUCUUCAAAAAAGGAAUGUUGAAAUAACCCCGAGCGGUGUUAAAUUUUCCGGUCCCGGCAAACACUCGAUGAGUGGUUUUGGAUCGUCUUACGGACUCAAUUUCAUUACGACCGGAUACGUUGACAUAAAACUGGAAAAGCUCAUCGUUCAAGGAAAAAGUCCGGAUCCAAAUCAGACUAUCCAGUUCAGAGACAAUAAGAUAUUCGAGGGAGGAAAGCUGAUUUGCUCGAAUCUCAGAGAAAUACAGGACGAACCGACGUACCAGAAAUCCCACGACGGCGCACUAUGGUUCACAAAUGUCCAAGUGGGAGAGCCAAUGUCUCACGACGAGAUCGAGGCGUAUGAAGACGAUUGGGCCGAGUAUGAAGAUAAAAAAAAGGUGAGAGGCGCCAAGAGAGAACCUCGCGUAGAGAACGAAAAAGGUAGCUUGGAAAUUUUAGACGAGAGUAGAAGACUCCAGGAAGUAGAGUUGAACACAGGAGGGGAACCAACUGGUUUAAUAGAACUUGAAGCUCAGGAUGUUGGCAGUUAUGAAGAGAGUGUACCGAGGUACCAGAAAUCGCACGAUGGCGCACUAUGGUUCACGAAUGUCCAAGUGGAAGAGCCAAUGUCUCACGACGAGAUCCAGGCGUAUGAAGACGAUUGGGCCGAGUAUGAAGAUAAAAAGAGGGCGAAAGACGCCAAGAAAGAACCUUGGGUAGAGGACGAAAAAACUAGCUUGGAAAUUUUGGACGAGAGCAGAAGACUCCAGGAAGUAGAGUUGAACACAGAAAGCGGAAAAACUAGUUUAGUAGAACUUGAAGCUCAGGAUGAUGGCAGUUAUGGAGAGAGUGAUGAAGGAAAAGAACCUCGGAUAGAAGACGAAAAAACUAGCUUGGAAAAUUUGGACGAGAGCAGAAGACUCCAGGAAGUAGAGUUGAACAUAGAAAGCGGGCAAAAUGUUUUAGUAGAGCUUGAAGCUCAGGAUGGUGGCAGUUAUGAAGAGCGUGAUGAAGGAAAUAUAGUGAUCGUGAUGGUAAUCAUGACAAUCGUGGUAGUAUCGGCGAUAUUGUGGAUGAAGAAAAAACUAGAUCCGAAGAUACAAACGCUCAUCACGAAAUCCAAGAAAACGGUAACCAACAGUAAAACAAAAAGUGGAUUCAUUAAAAAUUCGACGGUAUUUUUAACAAUUUUGUUUUAAUUGGUGACAAAUUGUUUUAAGUAUUAGUAGCAAUGGUUCAAUAAAUUUUUUUAGGGUUGGAAGUAA
Molecule: messenger RNA, 1477 nt
Organism: Bemisia tabaci
Lineage: Eukaryota; Metazoa; Arthropoda; Insecta; Hemiptera; Aleyrodidae
Source: RefSeq, a predicted model, not a curated record